Messenger RNA from Haliotis rubra (blacklip abalone), 1053 nucleotides. RefSeq lists its product as uncharacterized. The record is from RefSeq and is a predicted model, not a curated record. The coding region runs from base 1 to 1053 and encodes 350 amino acids. The transcript has 2 exons. Lineage: Eukaryota; Metazoa; Mollusca; Gastropoda; Lepetellida; Haliotidae.
AUGUCGGAGACAUCGAUGAAGCAAAUAGCUUCAAACGUUGAGGUAAAGGUUCCUAAAACAGACGUUGGUGACAAAAUUAUCAAAUUAAAGAAACAAAAAGCAGCAGCUAAAACUGCAUUUACAAAAUGUAAGAACAAGUUGUAUAACUUGAUAGAACAAGUUGAUGUUCCUUCCCGUCGGGAGGUUAGAGAUGAAAUUGACAAGAACAGUGACAAUGAACAAGCCAUAAAUAAGAACGUGGUCACAGGAAAACAUGAGAAGAACGUCGAAUGUUUAGAUGACAAGUUGAAUGUGGUUGAAAGUUCUGGAGCACAUUAUGAUGUUCGCAGAAGAACGAACCCUGUCACAACACAAAAUGAGCUUGGUGUAGAUAUGUGGAAACAACUCAAAAGAGUGUCGAUACCCACAUUUAAUGGUGACAUUAAAAUGUAUGAGAAUUGGAAAGCAGCAUUUGUAGCUUGUGUGGACAUGGCGCCAGCCAUCCCCGAAUACAAACUAUUACAGUUAAGACAAUGUCUUACCGGAGAAGCAUUGAAAGUGAUAGCGAGUUUAGGUCAUAGUGCGGCUGCAUAUGACAUCGCAUUAGAACGUCUUGAACGCAAAUAUGGUGGCAAAAGACGUAACAUUGCUUUGAAGUUAGAAGAGAUUACAAAGUUCAAACCAAUUAGGGCAGGUAAUGCCAGGGACUUAGAGAAGUUUGCAGACUUGCUUGAUAUUUUAGUGGCAAACCUUAGAGAAUCAGACAAGUUAGAAGAGUUGGGUGAUGGGACCUUAUACUCACAAUUAUUAAAGAAAUUAACAGAAUCCAUGGUAAUACAAUAUCAGAGGUGGAUAUUUGAGACCCAGAGACAGGAAUCUGUUGAAGUCCUCAGGGAAUGGAUUCUGCAAGAGUCAGAGUUUCAGGUCAUUGCCAGUGAAGUCAUAAAUGGGUUUGCUGAAAAGCAGAGGUCACAUGAACGUAAAACAUCGGGUAAAAGUGGGACUUUCUUUGGCAAUAAAGAGAAUAAAAAGUCAAACGGGUCCAUGUCAAAUGUGUCCAGGGGCAAGUCAUGA